Molecule: messenger RNA, 225 nt
Organism: Echinostoma caproni
Lineage: Eukaryota; Metazoa; Platyhelminthes; Trematoda; Plagiorchiida; Echinostomatidae
Source: the annotation of a GenBank genome assembly
AUGUUCCGGACACCCGAGUGGACAUAUUGUAUUGGCUGUGAUGUACCCCCGUUUGAGGAUGUUCCGGACACCCGAAUGGACAUAUUGAUCGGCUGUGAUGUACCGGAGACGCAUUGGGUUCUGGACCAAAGGGUAGGAGGCCGUAGAGAUCCGUAUGCUGUGCGCAUGAUUUUCGGUUGUGUCUGGACCCGAGUGGACAUAUUGAUCGGCUGUGAUGUACCCUAG